CUGGAGGCCUAAUUUCCUAAAAUGUACUCUGCACCUCUCAACGACUACCUUGAGGAUGCCAGGUACAGCCUGAGUGAGCGUGACACUGAAUUCUCCCGCUUCCUACGGAGUACACGAAGCUGGGGCUUAAGGAUACUGAUAGGAAGUUGGGGAAGCGGAUUUCAAACCCACCACUGCUAAUCUUCAGCAUCUCUUUCUUUGCGUGCUACGGCAGUAGUAGGCGACGAAGAUGGACAAGUUAGAAGCCAAAACCUUCACAACAAGCCGCUCACUCGAAUAUGCCUAUUACACCUCCCCAAGCAAAACCGACAGCAAGAACCACCCAGCAUUGCUCUUCUGCCAUGGCUUUCCCGACAGCGCAUUCCUGUGGAACGACGUGAUAGCUCGUCUGAAAGAUCUCCCAUACAAGAUCAUUGCUCCGGACAUGCUCGGCUAUGCUGGCACAUCCAAGCCCCUCGACACUGCACUGUAUGCCUACAGCGGAAUGGCCGACGACCUGCGAGAAAUACUGGACGCCGAAGGCAUUGGCAAAGUCAUCGCCAUUGGGCACGACUGGGGCGCCGUCAUGGCCCAACGGUUCUACCCUUUCUACCCAGAUCGUGUGGCUGGAAUUGUGUUGUUGAACGUCCCCUACCAUCCGCCAUCGAAGCCUGGGGACCCUAAAUUCGACCUGCAAGCGAUCAACAGUCUCCUCAAAGAGAUGUUCGGUGCCCCGCUCUGGACCUAUUGGGGCUUCUUUACAGCAGAGGAUGGUCCACGCUUGAUGCGCGAGAAUCUUGAAAGAGUAUACGAAGCGCAACAUGGCGAUGUGCAAGACUGGGUGUUCAAGAUGUUCUGUGUGCCGGGAGCGUGGAGAACCUAUCUCACCGGGACGGAGAGCGUGCCGUUGAAGGCGUAUGCGAAAGAAAAGAGGUGGAGGGAUUCAUUCUUGAACCAGUUUGAGAAAGACGGGUUUGAAGCACCGGUGCAGUGGUAUAGGGCUAUGAUUGAGAAUGUGCAGUACGAGGUUGAGUGCAAGAUCCCACUAGAAAGACACAAGGUUGAUGUUCCAGUUUUGUUUGUUGGGUGUACGCAGGAUGCGAAUAAUCGCGCUGAUUUGAUUGAAAUACCGCAAAAAGCUGGAUUGUUACCUGAUCUUGAAGUGAAGGUGUUGGAUUGUGGACACUGGAGUCCGAUGGAAAAGCCUGGGGAGGUCUCGACUUGUAUUCGGGAAUUCUUGACGAGUAGAUUCUAAAGGUUUGAGCAUCCAAUGGAAAUCAUAUUAUAGAAUUGA
Molecule: messenger RNA, 1273 nt
Organism: Exophiala xenobiotica
Lineage: Eukaryota; Fungi; Ascomycota; Eurotiomycetes; Chaetothyriales; Herpotrichiellaceae
Exons: 1
Coding region: 230-1234 (334 amino acids)
Molecular function (GO): catalytic activity
Source: RefSeq, a predicted model, not a curated record